AGCAUUCAACGCUGGCUGUUUAGGCUGUAAGAUAGUAUAUAAAUUGUCAACCAUAGCAUACGCCUCUUACCUUAUUCCUUGAGACUUUUGACGCUGCUCGUUUAUAUUUUUUCCGAGCAAGGCCUACACACUCACCAUUUCGAUAAGACUCUAACACUAAUUAGCACAAGUUAGCACAUCAACAUACAGCCGCGUGACAACAAGUUAACCACAAUGGAGGCUGGCGACCUGGCCAUCGCAUACCGGCUUGGCAAGCGGCCAGCUUCGCCGACCAGCGGUGUCUCCGAUGGCAAGCCGGUUAAGCGUACCAAGGAUACUUCCGGCGAUCCGCCCCUCCAACACCAGCCGCAGCAGCCACUGGCACAUGGAGCAUACUCAAGAGCAAAGCGGCCAUUCAGCGACGACGCAAUGCACGGAGCGCCUCCGACCAAGGGCUCCGAAGGAGUGAACGGGGCCUCUGGGCGCGUUCAGGAAGCCCAGCACCAACAUGUACUGCAAGCGUCUGACGUGGAAAACAGCUUGGCCAGCAUGUCGGCUGCCCUCCGCUGGCGCAGCCCCGUCAAGCCGCACAAGCUGCCUCGUCUGCACGGGCCCGACCAGCUGCCGGGCCGUCCCACCGCCGUACGGGGUAUCGUGGACGUUGGGCGUGAUGCCGCAAAAGCGGAUGCGGAUGUUGGUGAUGAUGACGAUGCCAGCCCGCAGCGGGGCAACCGCAAGCAACACAGCAAAGCCCAGGAGAAGCAUCAGCAACAGCAGGAGGCCAGGACGACGCAGCAGCAGCAGCCACAGCAGCAGCGGGGACAACACGAAGGGGCGGCGUUGGGAGGGCCCUCUGCAGCUGCAGCUAUCCCCCAGCAGCAGCCACAGCCACAGCAGCAAGAAUGGGGGCGCUUGUUCAGCGCUUUGAGCCUGGGUGGAAGGGGCGGCCGCAGCAGUCAGCGAUCGGACCCUGUGUGGGGGGCUGCAAGCAGUAACCGAACGGCGGCGGGGAGCUCGGCACCCGCGUGCGGGCGUGCCGGCAUCAUGAUGCCAGGUCCCGAGCUGCAACCCAAGACCGGUGGGUCGCCUCCUGCGCAGGCACCGGGGGGCAGUGGCUGUUGCUUCCGGGCUGCGGCCCCGCUGCAGCAGCAGCAGCAGCCCUGCACUGGCCCUCCUGACGCCCACCCAGCCCUUUCCGUGUCAGUAGAUCGCCCUCACCCAGCGGUGGUUUGCUCAGCGGCUUGCAGCGAAGCCAUGGAUGCAAGUCCAGCUAAGAGGGCUGUGGGGGUGUGUGCCCAGGAAGAGGUGGAGGUGCAGAAGGCGCCGGAGGGAAGGCGGGUUACCCGGUCUUCCGGCGGGGGUGGCGGGUUCUUUGCUCAGGAGUACAGCCGCGUGCUUGGGAUCAUGGCAGGAAAGGGGCAUGCGUAGGGCGGGAGAAGAGCGGGGUUACAUGUAGUGAUGUAGAAGUGCGGGUUACAUGUAGGGUUGAGGGUCACCGGGGGGCCCUUUCUUCGGGUUGUCCGGGUUAUUGCCUGUAUUCUGCCGCUAUCGUUUGAACAAUUGUUUGUACGCCAUUGCGUGUGGACUUAUAGUGAAGAUGUGUAUCGCAAGCUACUAGGUCCUUGGGUUUGUUUCAUGGCUGUUGUUUGAUGGUUUGGAACUGUUUCCGUCCUGGCGCUCCGUGCGGACCUCAACAGGCGAUGUGCGAUGCCAUCAUCCAGCCUGAAGAAGUACCCGCUCCAUUUCCGGGAAUACGUGGAACGUGUAUCGUGAAUGCGGGCAUAUCGUUCACUUCACUUCGCACAAUGCGUGAUCGCAAGUACCAAUCGUACCGACAAUUCAAUCCCGUUCGAUUCUGGGGUGGUGCAAAUUGCCAGCGAAUGCACGCCGCUUACCGGGGCAUACAACCCAUGACGAACAUGCCGCCAAUGUGGCCCGUUGAUUACGUUGCGACUCUCUUUUGUUGACCGUUGAUAAUGUUUCGGUCCUCUUCGUACUAUUGGGUUGCGCAUUUCGUGACCCAAAUCAGCUUGUCGUCAGUAACUACGGUUCCAACUGUGUUGUAUUUAACCUUUGAUAUCUACUUUGUAUUUUUGUCAACUAAGUUAUGGGCAAUACGGUAUCGAAGACUGCCUCCGGUGUCUCACGGCGCCGGUUCCUUGAUUGUAUGUGCAACGUGCUGACCGGUGUGCAAUGGUAGUACUAUGAAUCUAUCUAUGAUGCAGAUGAUGAUUCACCACGUCCCUGCCCUCAUGGACAUGCACCUAGGCCCUCGCUUGUCCUCACACAAGACGAAAGUCACAGGAUAGCACUUGUGUAACAUUCCACAAUUCCACUGUGCUUCCGCCCUUGCCCUCACGUCUCAAAACUUACUCUGCUAAC
Astrephomene gubernaculifera is the source of this 2361-nucleotide messenger RNA. The record is from the annotation of a GenBank genome assembly. Lineage: Eukaryota; Viridiplantae; Chlorophyta; Chlorophyceae; Chlamydomonadales; Astrephomenaceae.